Molecule: messenger RNA, 1044 nt
Organism: Monomorium pharaonis (pharaoh ant)
Lineage: Eukaryota; Metazoa; Arthropoda; Insecta; Hymenoptera; Formicidae
Exons: 2
Coding region: 33-392 (119 amino acids)
Source: RefSeq, a predicted model, not a curated record
CUGUAAGAUAAACUAACAACAAAUAAAUCGUGAUGUGCUCUCCGCACAAUAGUCAAACGACAAAUGAGGCUCGCACUCACACAAUCAAGAACCAGCCGUGUAGCGCUCGGUGCAGCACAUGUACGCGAUUCUCAAUUGUUUAUCAUAGCUCUGCCGUCUUGCACAUUUGGAAAGCAACCGCCAUGGCGCAGAGUUGGUCUCAAUCAGAAGAAGUUGCAUCUAUGCAGCAGUUGCUGCAACAGUUGUUGCAGCAACAAAAAAAACAACAACAACAGCAGCAGCAGCACCAAAAAGAAGUCCAACAGAAGUUGGACUUCCUUUAUGGCGAGCUGCAAAAAUAUAAAGAACAGCAGCAGCUGGUGCAACAACCACAGCAGCCACAGCAGCCAUAGCAGUCACAGCAGUCACAGCAGCCACAGGCAAAACGUAAAGUAUUUUACAUUAUUUGUUAUUGGGAUAAAAAAUUAUUCAAUUUUAAUAACGUAUUUAUUUAUUUAUUUUUAGAGAAAAAAAGAGGUGCCGGCCGCGCGCGAGCCCGCUGGCGAGCCCAGCGAGCCUUUCAAGGUAGCCGAGGAAGAGGUCGAGGCCAAGACAGCGGACGAGGUGGCGGCCGAGGUGCCGACCGAGGUGGCGGCCGAGGUGGCGGCAGAGGUGGCCUCACGUAUAAUAUUUACAAAUAUUAUAAUUUUUUUUAGAAUAUAAAAUGAUAUAAAAAAUACUUCAAAUUUUUUUAAAUAUCCUUAUAUUCCUUUCAUUAUUCCUUUUCUUUAUAUAUAUAUAAGUAUUAAUAAAUUAAAAUCUUACCUGGAACGCUAGAUCUCACAUCUAUAAAUAGAUGUGUUAACAGUAUCAAAGAUUAAAUUAAAUGUGGUAUAAUAGGGCUACUGGCGAAGGUCCACGUAAAAAAACCUAACGCGCUAUAUAGUGGCACCUCAUGGGUGGCGUGGAAGCCACUUAAAUAAUUUAAAUUUUUUUCAUUAAUCUUUUGCUAACUCGUCAGCUCUUUCUAUUUUUAUUUGUGUAUUUAAUAACUUAUUACAAAUU